Molecule: messenger RNA, 8869 nt
Organism: Pieris napi
Lineage: Eukaryota; Metazoa; Arthropoda; Insecta; Lepidoptera; Pieridae
Product: otoferlin-like
Exons: 21
Coding region: 1-5241 (1746 amino acids)
Biological process (GO): plasma membrane organization
Cellular component (GO): membrane
Source: RefSeq, a predicted model, not a curated record
AUGGAUAUGGCUGGGCCCUCGGCUUUAAAGGCAGCUGACUUCCAAAUUUGCAUCACAGUGAUAGAAGCUCGGCAAUUGGCCGGGCUCAAUAUGGACCCCGUUGUUUGCGUUCAAAUCGGCGAACAACGUAAAUACACCAGCGUAAAAGAGAGUACCAAUUGUCCUUAUUAUAAUGAGUACUUCGUGUUCGACUUCCACAUGCCACCAAUCAUGCUUUUCGACAAGAUAAUAACGCUUUCGGUUCGACACUCCCGCAAUAUUCUCCGCUCUAAUAAGCUGCUGGGUAAUUUCAAGCUGGAUGUGGCAACUGUGUGGAAUCAAACAGAUCGGCAGUUCUAUCACAAAUGGGCGUUACUUACUGACCCUGACGACGUCACCUCUGGUCCAAAAGGGUAUCUUAAGUGUGACAUUAGUGUUAUUGGAAAAGGCGACCAAGUCAAAAUACCACCAAAGAGUGAAAAGGAUGAAGAUGACAUUGAAGCGAAUCUACUGCUUCCGGACGGUGUUACGAUUGAUCGUCAGAGAGCGAGAUUUAUUAUCAAUAUAUAUAAGGCUGACGGUUUACCUAAAAUGGAUACCUCUUUACUUGCGAACAUCAAAAGCGCAUUUACUGGUGAAAGCCAAGACAUCAUUGAUCCUUAUGUACAAGUUUCAUUUGCUGGAAUGACAGGAAAGACAUCAGUGCAAAAAAACUGUUCUGCCCCAGUUUGGAAUGAACAAAUUGUAUUCACGGAAAUGUUUCCACCUCUAUGCCAACGUCUCAAAAUUCAACUAAGAGAUAAUGUGGCCAUACAUCCUAGUAUAAUCGCCACCCAUUUCAUUGAUUUAAAUACUAUUUCACAUGAUGGGGAAAGAGGAUUUCUGCCAACUUUUGGACCAGCCUACAUAUAUAUGUACGGAUCUACUCGUGAAUGCGCUCUAUUAGAUCAAUCAUCUAAUUUGAAUAAAGGAAUGGGUGAAGGGGUGCAAUAUAGGGCAAGAAUUCUAAUAUCUAUACGCACUGAAGUGAUUGAUAAUUUUGAAACGCCAUCAUCGGAAGUUGAAGUUGAACCAAUAAUGCCAAUAAACGAAUUUAUCUAUGGGAAACACGAGGAGUUUUUCUUGUUCGGAAGUGUUUUUAAUGUGAAUAUGAUUGACAAAAAGUUAAGCGAUAAGCCGAUCCACUUUGAACUCAGUAUCGGGAAUGCCGGCAAUUCGUUAGACGGCCCUCACUCAUCGAUGAGGAGACCGCAAGACUUGGGUGUCGAAUCUUUAGAUGAACUCAAAGCCGAUACUGGAUACUGGCAAAGCACAAGUUUCCCUAUGAAAGCUCAGUCAACUGAUAGAUAUUAUUACUACCUACCUUAUUGGGACACGAAGCAAUGUAUGCAUGUUCGCAGUAUAUGGCCCGACCAUCGCCGCCGUUUAUAUAAUUCAAACAUGUUGAGCUACAUAAUAGAUAUAUUGGAGGAUGGGAUCACAAACGCUGAAAUGGCUCUAAAAACUAAUGGAAACUUUGAAAAUACAGCUCUAGCAUCAUUGAAGUCUGUGAUGGAAACGGUCAAUCUCUACUGUGCAAAAUAUGUCGAAUACAUGAAGAACGGUCCGCCGCUUGGUAAUACAAAACUUGAUCGAGAAAGAGAAAAGUUAUGCAUUUAUGAAAUUGAACAACUCGCCAACUUGGCUCGAACACUUAAAGCAAUUAUAACAAGAAAUUCCGUGAAAGACCGACUGAAAACCGCCUACGCCUAUAUAAACCGAAUAAGAUAUAUAUGUGAAGACUCACAACAUGCUAUGCCCGAUAUCUUCAUAUGGAUGAUAAGCAAUGGGAAGCGUGUAGCAUAUCAACGCAUACCUGCCCGAGACAUAAUUUAUUCAGAUCGACCUGAUGAAAUUGGCCAACUUUGUGGCAAAAUGCAAACACUUUUCCUAAAGUGGCCAGGAAAGAAAGCAUCGGCACCAAGCGGUUGGUCCGUUCCAGCAAAAAUCGAGAUCUACCUUUGGCUCGGACUCUUGCAAGACAAGCCGCAUUUUAUUGAUGGCUUACCUCGGGGUUAUUCACUAAGUCCAGAAUUAAAAAAUAUAGAACGACCUCGGGCCAACCCGCCGAGCACUAUAUUCUAUUCUGAAAGACAUAAGUUCCAGAUGCGAGCCUACAUUUAUCAAGCGAGGUCAUUAAUUGGCUCUGAUUCCUCUGGGUUGUCUGAUCCAUUCGCUAGAGUUGUCAUUGAAGAUUGUUCUGCGACUACGCAAGUUAUUGACGAAACUCUAAGUCCAACUUGGGAUGAACUCCUCGUGUUUGAUGACGUGACAUUAUACAGCACAAUAGAUGAAAUAAAAAAGAAUGCACCAACUAUAUCUAUUGAAAUUUUUGACCAGGAUAAAGUUGGAAAAUCUGAUUUUAUCGGGCGUGCUUUAGCUAGGCCACAUAUCAAAUCAUUGUAUGAAAAGUACGACGAACCUGACUUUCCACCUCGUCUCCAGUGGUAUAACAUUUAUCGUGGUGGAGAAAGCGCUGGAGAGCUAUUAGCUACAUUUGAACUUCUUGAAGUACCUUUAAAACAGGGAACGCUUGAAUUACCUGAACUUCCAGAACCUAAAGAAUCUAAUGGGAAACCACCAGCUGAUGUUAAUAAAGGUCCGAUACUUCCUGUUCCUGUUGGAAUACGACCAACGUUGUCCAAAUACCGGAUUGAAGUACUUUUUUGGGGCUUGCGAAAUUUGAAGCGUAUACAUUUGCUUUCGGUUGAUAAGCCUAGAGUUGAUAUCGAAUGUGCCGGUCACAUUAUACACUCCUCUAUAAUACAAAAUACUAAAAGGAAUCCCAACUUUUCAAAUCCCGUUAAAUACAUAGACGUGGAAUUGCCUGAUCAAGAUCUUUAUCGUCCACCAUUAACUAUUCUCGUAGUGGAUUGUCGCAGCUUUGGUAGAGUCACCUUAGUUGGUACUCAUACUAUCAAUUCCAUCCAUAAAUACAUGUAUACACCAAUGAGCAAACGUGAAAGAGAAAUAGAAGAGCGGACAAAAUCUUUAAUACCACUUCAAAAUGUUGACUUGCAUAAUAAUCGUAUAAUCCAAGACGAUAUCAUUAUGACUACAGAUGACAGAGAAUGUUGUCCGUUAAUUAUACCCGAUUAUCCCUACGGUACCUCUUAUGGCUCAGAUGUAACAUCUCCAAUGCGCAAGAAAAUACCUGGAUAUCCUAAACGUCAACUUAAUAGAAAGCGUAAACAAAGCUCGGAGACAAUACCGGAGGAUGAAGAGGACAAGGAUUGGUGGUCAAAAUAUUUAUUCUCAGUUGACAACAUGAUAGAUGAAGAAAAGGAAAAAAAGGAAAGUGAAGAUUUGUUGCAACCUUGUCAAUUAAGUUACAUGGAUGAGACUCACUCACCGCGAGAUGAACGCACAAGACGGCGUCAAACUGUAUCGCCAAAGUCUAAGAUGAGCCCAACAAUCGCUAGUAUCUGUGAAAUACCAUAUUCAAAUUUGGCUAAAAUAUAUCCACAUGAGUUAGAAGCCGUACCAGAUUAUGAACAGUUCAAAGACUGGCUACAUUCGUUUGACCUUUACCGUGGCAAGCAAACUGGAGAUGAUACAGAGGAUGAAAGUCGCAUUGUUGGCACAUUUAAAGGAGCUCUUAAAGUAUACAAAUGGCCAUUAUCAAAAAAUAUUGACGAUCAUAAUUCGCUUGGAUUUGAUCCCAACAAUGGAUUUUUCCAGACAGUUCCAAGUAAUGAGCCGAUUCGCGUUUUAAUAAGAGUCUACAUAGUAAAAGCUACUGAUUUACAUCCUAUGGAUUUUAAUGGAAAAGCUGAUCCAUACAUUGUACUUCAUCUUGGAUCACGAAAAAUAAGCGAUAAAGAAAAUUACCAAUCCAAACAGCUAAAUCCUGUGUUUGGACGAUGUUUUGAAACCGAAGCUACUUUCCCACAAGACUCCAUGUUAACAGUUCAAGUUCUUGACUGGGAUUUGCUAGGAAAAGAUGAUUUGAUUGGAGAAACAAAAAUUGAUUUAGAAAAUAGAUUCUACAGCCGCCAUCGAGCAACUUGUGGACUACCGAUGAAAUACGACGAAGAGGGAUAUAACCGUUGGCGUGACGCAUUGAAACCAACUCAGAUUUUGGCUAAAUUAUGCAAAGACGUAAAAAUAGAUGCUCCUGUAUAUGAAUAUGGUCGUGUAAGAGUUGGUAGAACAAUAUUCAACAUGUGUAUGGACGACCCGGAAUUGUUUACUGAUCCCGAUACAAUUCAAGAACAAAUGGCAUUGAACGUUCUUCGGCGCUGGCAUGAGGUUCCCCGUCUCGGGACGCAUCUAGUCGUCGAACAUGUAGAAACCCGGCCACUUUACAAUCCUAGCAAGCCCGGUAUCGAACAAGGCCGAAUUGAAAUGUGGGUGGAUAUGUUCCCUAUGGACAUGCCUCUUCCGGGACAAUCCGUAAACAUCGCACCAAGGAAACCUAAAGCUUAUGAAAUGCGAGUCAUCAUAUGGAACACCGAUGAUGUAGUUCUUGAGGACGAUGCCUUCUUUUCCGGCCAAAAAAUGUCUGACAUCUAUGUAAAAGGAUGGCUGAAAGGUCCCGAUGAUUGUCAAAGUACUGACAUACACUACCGUUCAUUGACUGGCGAAGGGAACUUUAACUGGCGUUUUAUAUAUCCCUUUGAUUACUUAAAGGCCGAGGAGCGUAUUGUCACAUCAAGAAAAGAAUCCAUGUUUUCUUGGGACGAAACUGAAUGUAAAAUACCAGCUCGGCUGGAAUUACAAGUUUGGGAUUCAGAUCACUUUUCAGCGGAUGAUUUUUUGGGGGCUUUAACUUUGGAUCUAAAUCGCUUCCCCCGUGGUGCAAAAUCAUCUAAUCUUUGCAGCUUGGAGAUGUUACGAAAUGACGGUACAGUGCCAAUGGUUAACAUUUUCAAGCAAAAGCGCAUAAAAGGCUGGUGGCCUUUUUACACUAAACGGGACAAUGAAGAAAUGGAGCUCACGGGCAAAGUUGAGGCUGAAAUACAUUUACUUACUCGGGAAGAAGCAGAGAAAAUGCCAGCAGGAUUAGGACGGAGUGAACCAGAUCCAUUGGACAAACCUAAUCGUCCUGAUGCAUCAUUUAUGUGGUUCUUGAAUCCACUGAAAUCCAUACGCUACAUUCUCUGGCACAACUACAAAUGGACCAUCAUAAAAGUCGGAAUGGUCAUUGCAUUUGCUUUAAUGAUCUUAUUGUUCGUGUACGCAUUUCCUGGCUAUACAGUGAAGAAGUUCCUUGGAGCUUAAACAAACAGCAAACAGCAGCUUCAGACAACAAAAAAAUAUAAAAAGCAGUUAAAAAUUAUUACAAUGUCAACUCACAGAGACAUAAAACUAAAAAUAGUAAUGAAUAGAGACUUUGUCACGGAUAAGUCCUGUAUAAAUACAUACCUACUGUCGUCGUAUUAAAUCAUCCAUCCAAUUUGACGAUCGCAUAAAAACUCAUUAUGACACACCUGUAUCAAAAAUAACUUAAUUAAAUUAAAUUAUUUCGGGUAUAUUAAAAGGUUUAUUCGUAUUGCACAUAUCAAUUCAAACCUUUUAACGAAUUCCCUUAGUCAAGAUAACUUGUUCCAACCCCUUGUUCUGGCACAUAGCAUUCCGGUAUGAGUCACUCAGACACAUACCGGACAUACAUACAUACCUUAUAUCGGGCUCUAAAAUACGUAGGUGAGGAGACUGAAACCAUACUAAUAGCUUUACAAAGCCUAUUUAGGGAUCACUCAGAAUAUCUCGGAGUUAUCAGCGAGAAACAUGCAUAUCAAUAUAUUCGCGUUCUGAAAGAUUUUCACGAAAUAUAUAAAGAUAAAAUCUUAGUAAUCAUGGAAUCAUAGAGUAUGAGGGUAAAUACGAUAUCAAUUACCAACACGAAAUACAUUACUGACACGCUACCGGUGUAAGACAGCAUCCAUAAAGCCGUUUGUCCACCACCGCCAUCACCGGGAUGUCACCGAGAACAAGAUUAUUUCGGGCCAAGUUUAAAAUGACGUGACGGCGAUCGUGUGUCCACCGCGCCGAUAGUGGCUCAGUUCUAGAGCUUUAUCUUGUUUUUAAUCGCCAAGUUUGUAAGGAGCUGCAACCAUUACACCAUGUUCCAUAUGACGGGCGUGCGGUGGACACAUGGUCAUAUUAAAUGUAUGUAUCGCUAAAUCGGCGCCGUCAUCUCGUUCUCGGUGACGUCCCGGUAACGGCGGCGGUGGACAAACGGCCAUAGACGCAAAUAGAACUGAAACUGUUAAAUCUCGACGAUAUUGAACAUUUGUCAUGAAGUAAUCGAACACAAUAUUAAAGUUACCGUAUUAAAACACGGUUAAUUAUCUCUUUUAUAAUCAUGAUCUUAAGUUGAAACCGCUCAAAUUGUCAGCAUAGUUUGGAUCUAAAAUUGUGAUAUUUCACGAGUUUUUUUUCAUAUAAAGUGUUCUUCACACUGCGUGACACCAAAGACAAUUAACUUUAGUUUUUAGUGUAACGCAAAUUGAAUAGGCUGACUUUUUUGUGGUUUUUAAAGCUUAGAUCUGAAAUAGAAUAUGUUUUAUGUGUCUAUCUCAUACCUAUUUAUAAUAUUUUAUAUCAAACACCUUCUUAACUAAGUAUGUAUUAUAAUUAUCAAUAUUAUCUAUGUAUUUGAGACUUGAUAAAAACUUUGUAAUAUCACUUACAUUCAUUUCAACAUAUGAAAUAAAAUAUUUCUAAACUUUAAUAGAUUCUAUAUAUACUUUUGAAUAAAUUUACAACUUUCUAAAAUAAAUAUAUUAUUAUCUAUAAUCUAAUAAAUUUCCUUAUAAUUUUUGGGUGGUUAAUGUUUUUAUAACAUAUACACAUAUAUAACAUUAGUCGUUAUGAAGUAGGGUAUUAGAUUCGUAAUCAAUGUAUGUAUAUUCAUAAUAUUCUAAAUCUUACUCUGCUAUAUUUUCUUAUUGGAAUUGAUAAAGUCUUAUUUAUAAAAACUAAAUCGGGCUAAUUUCACCUUUUAAUAAAUAUUUUAUCACUUUCCAUCAAAUUCUCUGUAUGCUGUGAUAGAAUGUGACAGAUCAGUUCUAGAAAUAUGCCAGAAAAAUCUUUAAGAAUGUGCUUUCUCCAACCACAUCUGUUAUUAUGAAUAUUUGUUUUCAUGUGUGUAUGGCUACGUAUUCAUAACUCAUCAAGACAAAAGUACUUUGCAACGAGCGCCUUUUUUUAUUGUUUGACGUCAGUUCGGAUUAAUACCUGUGGCUGAGUAUCAUCAUCGGAGGUCGAGGCAGAAUACGAAAUUCCACCCGUAUCACCUCGACGUCCUUCGUUCCACAUAUGAGCGUUAUUUAAGGCAGUUUUUGCCACGCCCCAUGCGGAACCAUGUGAAACCACCUAUCCACUGAAGUAUUUUCGAAACGUUUCGAGUUAGGGUACUUCAAGGAGCGUAACGAUCUUAAAAGGCCGGCAAGGCACUCGCGAGCGCUCUGGCUUUGAGAGUGUCUAGAUGAGCGGCGGUGUCACUUAACAUCAGGUGGGCCUCCUGCCCGUUUGCUCUUUUAUGAAAAACCUCAGAGGCGUUAGCAGCUAUUUGAGAUUGAGUCAUUCCGAUAUGCUACAAUAUGAAGGAGGUGAGAGUGUAAAUAAGAACUCAUGCGUUUUCUAUGAUUGGACAAACGGAUGUAGAUAACAUUAUGACGUAUGUCGUGUCAACAUUGGCCUAGAGAUGUUGUUGAAAAUCGAACGAAACGGUCUGUAGUUUUGUUUUUUUUUUCUAUUUUAUCUGGUCUCCGCAAAAUACUUUUGUCGCUACGUAAAAUACAUUAUAAUUAUAUCUAAGUAGGGUUUGGUUAUAAGAAGUGUCACGUAUCUAUGGGUUAUAUAUUCCGUUUAAUACCGUUUCAAUUACUAUGUACCUUAUAGUUUUACAUAUUUAAGAUAAUAUAUUUUUUAAUACAUCUGGUAAAAUUUUGUUAUAUUUUUAACACUCCUUUUGCGUAUGUUUAAAAUAAUGAACCCGUAUUCUUCUGUCUUCGUUAAAUGUAAUCUUUAAAUAUAUAAUUAGUGUUAGUUUUCAAGUAGAUAUAAAUAUUAAUAAAUAAUAAAACCUUAAUAUUUAUAUGUUUUCUGAUGAUAUAUAAAAAAAUCAUUGACUCUGUAUCUGCUGCAGCUCAUAUAAAAAAGGUAUCUUUUGAUAUUUCCAAUAUACUGUAAUUCAUUGAAUAUUUCGAAUUUUGAAAAUGUCUUAUUAUAUAAUCUAGUUAGGUGUUAAGAAUUAUGUUAGACCAAAACUACUAUUGGCUUUUUGAUGUUCUUAUAACUAGGUAUAUCUAUAUGUAAAAAGACUUACAUAUGAUGAUAAGUUUAACUGGGGGCCUACUACGAUGUUUCAAUGAUGGUAAACUUUUCCAGUGUUCCGUUCGAUACUAAGCCUACUUUCAGGCCAAUAUUACAAUUAGCAAAGCCUUGUUCUGUGUGUUUCUAAAAUUAAACGGUUCAACAAAAUUUCAAAAUGACACUAUCGAAUGACGUGCGUAAACCAAAUUGUGGUCAGCGAAAAAAAAAACAAUUUAGGGGUACUAAAAGUAUUCUACGCGCUUCCCCUGACCACGCACAUUUAACUAUAGCACAGCCGGAGUUACGUUUAAACUAAAUGUAAACCUACAUGAUUUUAAUUAAAAUUAAAACUAUUUUAAAAAAUAUAAACGCGAAAGUAUAACAUUAUUGGUCGCUAAUCACGAUUGCUGUAAAACAUUCGAGUUAUCAAAAGUAAAAUUUUAUUCAAAUGUAUAGUACUCACGUAAUCCAAAUACAAUAUUAUUCUUUUACUUUGAGAUUACCUGCACAGAACUUGGCAUUAAAAACGUUCCUGGUAGGCCGCCAUUGCUAUUAACCGAUGACUCUGUCCUUAUACUACAUUUAUACA